Styela clava is the source of this 886-nucleotide messenger RNA. The record is from RefSeq and is a predicted model, not a curated record. Lineage: Eukaryota; Metazoa; Chordata; Ascidiacea; Stolidobranchia; Styelidae.
AUUGUAACCGGUGGUAGUAGUGGAAUAGGUCGGGCGAUCUGUCAAGUUUUUGCCAGGGAAGGAGCUAGUGUUGCAAUUCUGGGCCGGAACCUUCGAAGACUUUCUGAAACAAUGAAUACUUUGCCAAUAAAUCAUGGAAAUAAGCACUGCAUAAUACAAGCUGAUGUAAGCUCUUCUGAGCAAGUAGCAAGAGCUUUUAAAGAAUCAACGAGACAGAUCGGCAGAAAGACCACAAUUCUUGUGAAUAACGCAGCGAUAGUCAAAACUGAUUUCAUUGAUGAAUUCAAAAUUGAAGAUUUUGAUGAAAUUAUGAAAAUAAAUUUAAAAGGAUAUUUUCUGAUGGUCAAAGAAUUUGUGAAAUUACUAUCAGAUGUGGACAAAGGCCAAGGUUUCUGUUGCAUAGUCAAUGUAUCCAGCAUGUUAGGCAUAAGAGGUUUCCCAUUAUUUGCUGGAUAUUCAGCGAGUAAAUCUGGUAUAAUUGGAUUAACGAAAUGUGUCGCAUCGGAGUAUUCACAACAAAAAAUACGCUGCAAUGCUGUUUUGCCAGGAAUGAUUCAAACUCCUGCGAUUGAAGGUGUGCCGGAAAGUUUUAAAAAAAAUAUUGUAGCACAAACACCAAUGCAAAGAUUGGGAAAACCAGAAGAAGUAGCAAAUGCCUGUUUGUUUCUGGCAUCCAAUGAUAGUUCAUAUGUCAAUGGGGCUUGUCUGGAAGUUUCAGGUGGAUUGUGAGGAUGAACAUAUAACUUCAUAUUUUUAUUUUAUCAUUUGUUCUGAGUGUUACGCUAUGUUAUGUAUAUCAAAUAAAUUAUCUUGUCACUUACAAGUUUAUAUUAUCUUCUCAUUAUCAAUUUAACCAUACUCGUUAAACUGCUGUUAAAAUAAAAGC